Molecule: messenger RNA, 523 nt
Organism: Toxorhynchites rutilus septentrionalis
Lineage: Eukaryota; Metazoa; Arthropoda; Insecta; Diptera; Culicidae
Product: TCF3 fusion partner homolog
Exons: 2
Coding region: 61-408 (115 amino acids)
Biological process (GO): positive regulation of apoptotic process; apoptotic signaling pathway; apoptotic process
Cellular component (GO): Ino80 complex
Molecular function (GO): DNA binding
Source: RefSeq, a predicted model, not a curated record
ACAGCUGUUUUUCGAGUAGACGGAAUAGGUAAAUAAACAACUGCUGCGGACGGAACCUUGAUGAGACGAUGCUCAGUUGAAUCGGCAAACAUGACCAGUGGCAAACCUUCCAAAUCUCAGUCAAUAGACAGUGGCACAACCGCCGAAAAUGGACAUCAGUUGUUCAGCGAGGCGGAAAGGAACGAGCAGUACCGGAAGGGUGUGAGACUGCUGCAGGAGCGAUGCAAAGCAAUUCAGAAAAAUAACGAGAGAAUAGUACACAGGUUACAUAUGGUAAAGAAGAUGAUCAAAAGACGGAGCCGGGAAGUCGAGAUAGUGAAGAAUCGACUUGAUCGGCAUAAUGACGGAUGGCGGACAGCUACGGUACCAUUGGCAGUCAAACUAGAGGAAAGUAAAGCUGAUGACUAGAAGAGUGUGAUGAAUGCUUAGUGCAUCGAAUAUAGAGUAUGGAUAUAGAAUAUUAGAAAUAACAUGUUAGUAUUUAGUGUGCUUAAUAAAUAUCCGCGCAACCUGAACAAUGUUA